This is a messenger RNA of Trichobilharzia szidati, 4223 nucleotides long. NCBI's taxonomy places the organism in Eukaryota, Metazoa, Platyhelminthes, Trematoda, Strigeidida, Schistosomatidae. The record is from the annotation of a GenBank genome assembly.
AGGGACUUCUGGACUGGAGCAAGUUCCUUAAAGUUUUCAGAAACCCAAGUCCAUCUUUCCCGCCACAAACGUUUGUCUAUAACACCUGUCAAGGCCAACUGGAAAGGCGGUUAGUGGUUGUAACUUCAUCAGAACUACUAGAAUAAUGGCGCUGAUAUGAUACAUUUAACUUCAGUUUAUGUGAAUGCGAACUCACUUAUAUAGCAAUUUUUAAGCCAAGAGUACGCAUCACGGUUGGUGAGAUGUAUUCAUUUGAGGGCAAUUAUAAAACAAGGCGGUCGUUGGUUUUGGACCACACUACCAAGCUGUCGGCUGAAGCGAUUGUUCAAAAAACUCGUGAAGAGCGUAGAUUGCGUGAAAACCUACAUAGACAAGAAAAUGCUGCUAUCAAGAUACAAGGGUUUCUACGAGGAUACAUUGUUCGGCAAAAAGCAAGAAACUAUUGUCUCCAGUUGUUCAACGAACUAGCUAGCCGGUUGGAUACUACAAAAAGUCAGCCUGCUCGCCUUAUCGGCCGUGAAUAUGAAGUUACACUUUUGCAUUUGCUUCAGUGUUUCAACAUGUGCUGUCGUAAAAAUAUAGAAACUGAACAACUUUUCACUGUUUGUCGUCUACUACUAUCAAAAGAUGGCAAGGAUGCGCAAAUCAGUUGGCUGAUGAAUGCCACCUCAGUUGACUGUAUAUUCACUCUGAGCAAUUCCUUGUUAAUGAUAAUCAAGUAUUUACCAGCUCUUCCAUCAUUGACUAAGUCAGCUGACUACGCAUUACCAUUACGUGUAUUAGAAGAGGUAUUUACAACCCCUUUGGAAUCCUCUUCAAAAAUAUGCUUACAUCCGCAACAAUUAUGCUCCAAUCUGGCAUGGAUUUGUCGUUAUUUGGCGAAGAAACAUUAUUUUAAGAAAAUGGCGUUUUUUAUGGAUCAGCAGUUGCAAUCUACAGACGGGUAUCUUCAAGACUUGUCAACACAGUCACGUGUAUUCGAUUCAGUGGAAUUUUCAAAACCACAAAGAAGUCGUGCCUUCAUUAAUUUAUUAAUUGCGCCUAUACAGUGUGCUUCACACCUGUCCAAAGUUUCGAAUUCUGUGAUUGGUUUAUACAAAGAACUUGUUGUAGCGGCUUUGAAUGACAUCCUUGUAUCUUAUCCGGAUAAUGAUCAAUAUAAAAUUAGUGAACGUAUUGUACGUGGUGUUGGCAUAGAAUUGUUCAAACUACCCGGCUUACCUCAGAUCGUUAUUAGUGAAUGCUUAACUGCUGUAGAGAACAAAAGUCAAUCGGUACCUGAGGAUAAUCCAUCAAUAUCGCUAGUUCCUUCGAUUAAUUUGUUACAUCUCCUGCUGACCGUCGUUAUUCCUGGUAUGUUAAUUACAUCUGACUCAACAAGUGCGACUGGUGGUGCAAAUUCAUCCACAGAUAUUCCAAUAUUGAAUCAAGAAACAAAUGACUGUGAAGUAGAAGAUGAAAGUGGAGAAGGUGGUGAAGAAUCUCUACCUGUAUUGAUGAACACCAGUACGCAUUCACACCCAGUAUGGUCUGGAUCACCUGCAGAAGCUGCCGUAACAAUUCGUUGUCUUGCUUGGAUGCUUAUGCAUUCUCUAUCAGAACCAUAUCUGCCUAUAAUUCGACCUAUUACAAGUCCUAAGCCAUUACAACUUGGAAUGGGAAAGGAGGAGGACUUUUCAGAAGAUGAAGAUGACAGUGAUGAGGUCAAGCCUAAAGGGAACGGAACAACAGAUUCAGCUAAAAGUCAUGAUCGUAGUGUUAAUUCUGGAUCGAUGUCCUUUCGACCGGCUUGGGCUAGUCAACUAACAGAAAUAUGUACAGCGUUGAGUCAGCAUUUGUCAGCGUUGGCAGCCAGUGCCCUAUCCACGUUAAGCAAUUUCAAUAGUGAUUUGAAUAAUCCAAAUGAACUGGAAUUGAUUCGUUGUUCAGCUCAAUUGCAUUAUUGUCUUUCACAGGUGUAUGGUCUGCCAAGAACCUCUUUAAUCCGCAUUAACUCCAUUUAUUCACAACAUACUGUCUAUCUACGCUCUUUAUGGAAAUUGAUUGAAAAUACCAAAGUAUCAACUGUAUCACAAUAUUCUAGUUCAGCAUGUACAUUUUUGACAGUUUUAUCGUCAGGUGAAUUGCCUUCACGCCUAGCUGAACUGCAAAGUUAUCUGCCGUUGAUAUUCACAUUUUCUGAUUGCCUGCAUCAUCGUCUGUUAUGCCUAACAGACACUGAAAUCUGUGAUGUCCUACCGUUGGAGAUGAAUCACGAAUUAACCAGCGGGUUGUUUAGAUCAGGCUGUGGUUUUCGUGCUGAGGAAUUAUUACACGUUGGUUCAAGGCUUAGAGAUCUUAUGCUUGGCUUAAUUGAUUUAGCGCAUCCUGAUCAGUUGCCGAAAAUGACACGGCAAAAUCUACAGACAGAUUCGUAUUCUAUGGAUUCACCAGAACAACCGGAUUAUGCUGCUGUUCUCCGUAGGAUACAACAACGUGCUGAGUUUGCAGCGCUUGGCAGUUCACCUGGUGCCGCCAAUCUGCUUCUGCGAGAUCAUACAGGAUGGUCCGUUCCAGAUUUACGUCUCUUGCUUUAUUGUUGGAGUAGUCUGUUUCGUAGGGUUCAACUCCUGGUAUUUCAAAUUUAUGAUUGGGAUCGUCGUUGUCGACGUCAGCAGGAUAUUAGUUUACCUGCAUACCUAUUACAAACCACACCUCCUCCCACCCAGUCUAAAAAUACACUGACCACUACCAAUUCCCCUGUCUCCACGGAUUCAAUAGCUGGUCUACACUUAACACGUCCACGUUUACCCUUGGGUACACCAAGUGUUAGUCAGACUUUCUGGUUAAAAGAUAAUCAAGUUGAUCUGCUGAACUCUAUAUCAUCACAAUCAUGGCUUGUAAAUAGAGGUGAUCAAACUACACUCACGUUAGCCGGGGCACCAUUUGGUUAUUAUAGUAUACUCAAUCCUGAUCGAAAUCAAGCAGAAUCAGGUUCAUUUGCUUUAUCCAAUCGUGAAAUACGCCAGGUGUUAUUGUUGAAAGAAGUUCCAUUCGUUAUACCCUUUGAAAAACGAGUCAAGCUAUUUCAAGUCCUUGUCAAUAGUAAUGCUAAUCGAAGCCCCCUGGAUCGAAUGUACAAUUCGUUUAAUCAACCUGAAGUAUUUAUUGUCGUCCGUCGAACACACUUAUAUGAAGAUGCGUUUGAAAAGUUGUCUAAAGAGAAUGAACCAGAUUUACGUCCACGCUUGAAAGUUCGAUUCCUCAAUCAAAUUGGUCUAGCUGAAGUCGGUAUUGACGGUGGUGGUUUAUCACGGGAAUUCCUUACUGAAAUUAUUCGAGCUGGCUUUGACCCGAAUAGAGGAUUUUUUGUUUACGCUUCUGAUAAGACAUUGUAUCCUAAUCCACAAGCAGCUGCUAUCACACCGGACUACUUGAAACAUUAUUACUUUUUAGGAAGGAUAUUAGCUAAGGCAAUUUAUGAAGGCAUGCUCGUAGAAUUACAAUUUGCUUAUUUCUUUUUGGCAAAAGUUAUCAGUCGAAGUGGCGGUGGUGUUGGCUUCGACUAUCUGUAUUCACUUGAUCCUCAGUUGUACAAACAGUUGUUAUUCUUAAAAAAUUACCAAGGAAAUGUUCGUGAUUUAUCGCUUGAUUUCACUGUGGUACAUUCAAUUUUUGGUCAGUCUGAGACUGUAGAACUUAAACCUGGCGGAAAAUACAUUCCAGUUACCGAGGCGAAUCGUGUUGAAUAUGUGCAUUCAGUGGCUAAUUAUAAACUGAAUAAAAUGAUCUAUCCACAUGUAAAAGCUUUCACACUUGGCUUGAACGAUGUUAUCCCAAUUCACUGGCUACGACUUUUUGAUGCAGAGGAGUUGCAAACAUUAAUAUCUGGAGCGGAUAUGGUGAUCGAUGUCAAUGACUUGAAACAGAAUACAGUCUACAUUGGAAAUUCAUCAACUUAUCAUGAGACAUUGGAGAGUUUUUGGUCUGUGCUACAGAACUUCUCAGAGGCGGAUAAACGUUCUUUCCUGCGUUUUGUAACAGCGUGUUCACGGCCUCCAAUGUUUGGCUUUCGUGAACUUCAACCACCGUUUUCAAUUCAAAUUACAGAAGAAGUGGAACGACUACCGACAGCUAGUACUUGCAUGAAUUUACUACGGUUACCAGAUUUUCGUAAUGCCGAAACACUACGUGAUCGUUUGUUGUAUGCUUUGAAUGCCAAUGCUGGAUUUGAAUAUAGCUGA